AUGCUCCUCGGCACCCUGAACCGCGGCGUGCAGCAGCGCUGCGCCUCCGUCAGCCUGCCGCUCUCGAAAGCCGGCCUGGAGCUCGCCCGCACCCUCAAGACGCUCGGCGUGGUGAGUGACGUCACCGUCUUCCAGAAGCUGGCCCGCCUCAAGGGCGGCCACCACCGCGUGUGGCCGCCAGGCGUGCAGCCCGCCACGUCCACCGACUGCGCCGGCUACCCGGCCAUGUACCUGCGCCUCGCCCUCCAGUGGCAGCGCGGCGCGGCCGCGUUCGCCGCGCCGGGCGGCCUGAGCGCGCUGACCGCACCGAUCACGUUCAACGCGCCGACGCCCGAGACGGUCAAGAUCAUCUCCAAGCCGACGGCGCAGCGCCACGUGGACCUGCGGCAGCUGAUUUCCGCGCGCAGGGCCGCGCCCCCUGGAGUGUUCCUGCUGUCCACGCCGCAGGGGCUCGUGACCGACGUCGAGGCCGAGUUGCGCGGCACCGGCGGCAUCCUGCUGGCGCACCUGGGCCUGCCGCUGCCGCACGUGCUGCGCGUGCGCGGCGCGCUGCGCCAGAAGCACCUGGCGGAGCAAGCGGCGGCGGCGGCGGCGGCCGCGGAGGGCCGCGCGGCGCCGCCGCGCGUGCCGCUCGCUGCGUGGGACAUGGCCGGGCACGUCGCGGCGCGGGUGGUGCCGCGGCUGUAUGGGGAAGAGGCGGAGCGGCAGGCGGGAGCGUUGCUUGACGCGGUUGAGGAGCAGAGCGAGGGGCAGGCGGACGUGGUGAAUCAGAUGAAGAAGCAGCUGCAGCAGCUCGCACUGGAAGAGGCCGCCUGGCGCGCGCACGGCGAGCAGGGGGGCGACGGCGGCGGCGGCGACGGCAGAGGCGGCAGCAGCGGCAGCGGCUGGCGGGAAGUGGGCGGCGCGCGGGGCGACAGGCGGCUGCCGCCGCCGAGGUCUGACGGCGGGCGGCGGCCGCGGCGCUAUUGA
Molecule: messenger RNA, 969 nt
Organism: Monoraphidium neglectum
Lineage: Eukaryota; Viridiplantae; Chlorophyta; Chlorophyceae; Sphaeropleales; Selenastraceae
Exons: 1
Coding region: 1-969 (322 amino acids)
Biological process (GO): translation
Cellular component (GO): ribosome
Molecular function (GO): structural constituent of ribosome
Source: RefSeq, a predicted model, not a curated record